AUGGGUCUUGAAGAUCAGAAAGGUGCAAUCACAGAAGUCACAGAUGUGUCUUCAGACAAAAAAUAUCCUGAUGUAUACGAGGUGGAGGAUGUUCAGGAAACACUUGAUUUUUCUAAAAUGGACAAAGCUGCGCAAAUAAUGCAUGGCUCAAAUAUCAACUUAGAUGAAGUGGAUCCUAAAGUCAUUGCCAAACUUACUCGCAAAGUUGACAUGAUGAUCCUACCAUUUAUCUUUGUUUCAUACAUCUUUUUUUAUGUCGACAAAACAACGCUUUCUUAUGCAGCAAUUUUUGGAAUUGUAAAAGAUUUGAAUCUUACUGGAAGCAAAUAUAGUUGGCUUUCCUCUCUUUUCUAUUUUGGUUUCUUGUUUUGGUCAUUCCCAACCAACUAUCUCAUGCUUAAGUUCCCUAUUGGAAAGUACCUUGGUAUUAAUAUCUUUCUAUGGGGUGUUUUGCUUAUGAUUCAGGCUGCAUGCAAUUCCUUCAAGACUUUGGCUGUUCUUCGAGUUUUGGGUGGUGCGGCGGAAGCUUGUGCAGACCCAGCUUUUAUGCUUAUUACAGGCAUGUGGUACACACGUCGCCAACAACCUCUCCGCAUUGGUAUCUGGUUUAGUGCUACUGGCGUUGGUGUGGCUUUUGGUGGUCUUUUAGGUUAUGCCAUUGGCAAUAUCAAGGGUUCGCUUCCUUCUUGGAAAUAUGAAUUUUUGGUUAUUGGUGCUUUAUGUGCUACUUGGGGCCUUGUUGUUUUCUUUUUCCUUCCUGACAGUCCUGUUACCUCUAAAUAUUUGACUGAAGAUGAACGAGUUCUUCUCUUGACAAUUCUUAAAUCUAACCAGACAGGUAUUGAAAAUAAGACUCUAAAAUGGGACCAAGUUAAGGAAUGUCUUAUGGAUAUUAAAGUUUGGCUGCUUUUCUUUGGUGUUUUAGGUGCCAACGUACCAAAUGGUGGCUAUUCCAACUUCGGCACAAUCAUCAUUAAAGGCCUUGGUUUUUCAACACUUGGAACCACUUUACUGUCAAUUCCCUAUGGUGCUUCAAUUGCAUUUUCAAUCCUCAUUUGUGUUUAUCUCAAUCAUGCCCUUAGUAGAAACGGCGAAAACCGACGCGUUGUUCUUUUGGCAAUCUUUAUUCUUCCAAACGUUGCAGGAACAUUUGGUCUCUACUUUCUUCCGCAAACCAAUAAGGCUGGUCGCCUAAUUUGUUAUUACCUGACGGGUCCUGGUUAUGCUUCUUUUGUAUUGGUUUUAUCUCUGUUUUCCGGUAACGUAGCAGGCCAUACUAAGCGUACCGUUGCCAAUACAAUUAUGUUUCUGGGAUACUGCAUUGGUAACCUUAUUGGUCCAUUCUUUUACCUCGAUUCCCAAAAACCUAAAUAUCCACUUGGAAUCGGUUCUAUGCUUACCGGUGUCUUACUAUCCGGAUGUACUGCAAUAAUUUUGGGCUUUUACCUUAAAUGGUGUAAUAAGCGCCGUGACGAAGAACAAGGUGGUCGUUCUACUGAUCUGUCGAACUCUUUCAAAGAUAUGACGGACAAACAAAACAAAAACUUCAGAUAUAUUUAUUAA
Magnusiomyces paraingens is the source of this 1563-nucleotide messenger RNA. RefSeq lists its product as uncharacterized. Gene Ontology annotation, cellular component: membrane. The coding region runs from base 1 to 1563 and encodes 520 amino acids. NCBI's taxonomy places the organism in Eukaryota, Fungi, Ascomycota, Dipodascomycetes, Dipodascales, Dipodascaceae. Gene Ontology annotation, molecular function: transmembrane transporter activity. The transcript has a single exon. Gene Ontology annotation, biological process: transmembrane transport. The record is from RefSeq and is a predicted model, not a curated record.